Messenger RNA from Papaver somniferum (opium poppy), 867 nucleotides. RefSeq lists its product as uncharacterized. The transcript is spliced from 2 exons. Bases 1 to 867 code for a protein of 288 amino acids. Lineage: Eukaryota; Viridiplantae; Streptophyta; Magnoliopsida; Ranunculales; Papaveraceae. Gene Ontology annotation, molecular function: nucleic acid binding; RNA-DNA hybrid ribonuclease activity. The record is from RefSeq and is a predicted model, not a curated record.
AUGUCAGAGCUCGACAUAACGUGCACUCUUACAAGGUCUAUUAAAGGGCAAGCAGUAGCAGAUCUACUAGCAGCAUUCCCGGGAGAAGGUACUACCGCACUGCAUGAAGACCUUCCUGUGGAAUUUCCAGAAAUCUCUUUUGUCAAAGAGGAAGCGUGGCUAUUGUAUUUCGACGGUUCUGCUACGCCUAGCAGUAAUACUGGAGCAGGUGUAGUUGUAGUGUCUCCAACUGGUGAAGUCUUUUCGCAUUCUUUCAAGCUGGACUUUCAGUGCACCAACAAUUCAGUAGAAUACGAAGCUUUCCUCAUAGGAUUAUCACUAGCCAAGCCAGCAGGAGCCAGACACCUAGGAGUAAGAGGUGACUCUAAACUACUGGUCAAUCAGAUGAAUGGAGUCUUCUGUACUCCUUACUACCCUCAGGGGAAUGGGAAAGGCGAAAACACCAACAAGACUUUGAUUCGAAUUCUCAGUCGAACAGUGCAUGAUAACCCCAGGACGUGGCACGAACAACUUCCUAUGGCGCUAUGGGCAUAUCGGGCGGUACCUAGGAGCUCUACUGGAGUUUUUCCUUAUUCACUUGUCUAUGGUGCUAACGCAAUCCUCCCAGCAGAGAUCAAAAUCCCGUCGGAUAAGAUUGCAGCUGCAAGUGGAGUCCAAUGGAAUGAGGCCGAAGCAUCGAACUCCAGAAUAGUGGAGUUGGACACUCUAGAUUCCAGGAGAAUUAAGGCGGAAGAACAUGCUCAGGCAUACAGAAAGAGAAUCUCUAAGGCAUACGAUAAAACUAUAAAACCUCGAGUUUUUCAAAUAAGAGAUCGUGUAUUAAAGACCGCGAAGCACAUUCAGCAAGAUGGGAAGGUCCUUAUGUGA